This is a messenger RNA of Prunus avium (sweet cherry), 901 nucleotides long. The record is from RefSeq and is a predicted model, not a curated record. NCBI's taxonomy places the organism in Eukaryota, Viridiplantae, Streptophyta, Magnoliopsida, Rosales, Rosaceae.
UUCGUGCAUCCUCUCGGCUAAUAUGUGGACUUCGUUUUUGAUUCUGCUGCACAUGUAGACAGCUGUUUCUUUUGUUUAUGUCAUUCUCCUUGGCCGUGGAAGCACUUCAUGCGUUCAUACAGGAUGAAUCUGAACACAAGCAUUACUUGAUUGUUUCAGCAGUGACAAAUCUACUGGUGAAUCUUAUUGGUGUUUGGUUCUUCAGAAAUUAUGCCCGUGUCAAUCUUGUUUACAGAAACGCAGAAGAUAUGAACAACCACUCAGUUUGCCUGCAUGUUCUUGCAGAUUCCAUUCGUAGUGCAGGGUUGAUAUUGGCAUCUUGGUUUCUGUCUCUGGGGGUUCAGAAUGCAGAAGUUUUGUGUUUCGGACUAGUUUCAGUUGCAGUUUUUAUGCUUGUAAUGCCACUAUUUAGAGCGAGUGGUGGUAUUCUACUCCAAAUGGCACCACCAAACGUUCCAACUUCUGCAUUGAGCAAAUGCUGGCGACAGAUUACUGCUCGCGAAGAUGUUUCUGAAGUUUCUCAAGCACGGUUUUGGGAAUUGGUUCCUGGUCAUGUUGUUGGCUCACUUUCAAUACAGGUAAAGAAAGGGAUAGAUGAUCGCCCCAUACUUCAAUUAGUGCAUGGUUUGUACCAUGAUUUGGGAAUACAGGACUUGACAGUGCAAGCUGACAAUGUCUGAGAGUUUUGUUUCUGGUUUCGGCGUUGAUUGACAUUUAGUGAAGAUGGUAUUGGGUUGAAGUCCGAGAUAUAGAUUUGUUCCCACUUUCAUUUGAAACCAUGGUAUUACCAGUUGGCGAGUAUUAGAAAAUAUAAGAGAGGAGUUUGAUUGGAUCCAUGUCAUUGUAAUGAAAUAUUAUUCUCUUUUAUUGAAGAAAAUUAGUUGCUCUGGUAUCAGAGGUU